Phragmites australis (common reed) is the source of this 4826-nucleotide messenger RNA. Its product is annotated as CLIP-associated protein-like. Gene Ontology annotation, molecular function: microtubule binding. The record is from RefSeq and is a predicted model, not a curated record. The transcript is spliced from 21 exons. Gene Ontology annotation, biological process: microtubule cytoskeleton organization. Lineage: Eukaryota; Viridiplantae; Streptophyta; Magnoliopsida; Poales; Poaceae. Bases 183 to 4448 code for a protein of 1421 amino acids. Gene Ontology annotation, cellular component: cytoplasmic microtubule.
UCUCGCGCACUCCGCUGCCCUCCCUUCCCCUCUCAAGUGGUGAAGUCUGAUACUCUGAUCCCACCGCUCGCCGCUCCUCCCCUUCGGCUUCCCUCCCAUUCCGCCCGAAAUCGCCGGGGGAGCCCUAAACCCAACCACCGCUACCGCUCCUCGUCCUCGGAGUCAUCGUCGGGGGCGCGGAGAUGGAAGCGGCGCUGGAGGCGGCGCGCGCCAAGGACACGAAGGAGCGGCUGGCCGGGGUGGAGCGUCUCCACGAGGCGCUGGAGGCCGCGGCGCGUCGGGGGCUGACGGUGGCCGAGGUGGCGUCGCUGGUGGACACCUGCAUGGAUCUCACCAGGGACGGCAACUUCCGCGUCGCCCAGGGCGGGCUGCAGGCGCUCUCCGCCGCUGCCGUGCUCGCCGGCGACCACUUUAAGAUCCACCUCAACGCGCUCGUGCCCGCCGCCGUCGAGCGCCUCGGCGACGGCAAGCAGCCCGUCCGCGACGCCGCCCGGCAGCUCCUCGUCACCCUCAUGGAGGUUUCUUUGCCGACAAUCGUUGUUGAAAGAGCUGGAAGUUAUGCAUGGACUCACAAGAGCUGGAGGGUGCGGGAAGAGUUUGUACGCACAGUUGCAGCAGCAGUUGGGCUUUUUGCUUCUACAGAACUCCCGCUACAGCGAGUGCUGCUUUCACCUGUCUUGCAAUUGAUGAAUGAUUUAAACCAAAGUGUUAGAGACGCUGCAAUCUCAUGUAUUGAGGAGAUGUACAAAACCAUGGGAUCUCAAUUCCAUGAAGAGUUGCAGCGCCAUAAUCUACCUUCUUAUAUGCUAAAGGAAAUAAAUUUAAGAUUAGAUAAAAUAGAGCCCAAAGUUCCCUCAUGCGAUGGUGCUAAAAUACUGCGUAGGGCUAAGGAAUCUAGAUCUAUUAGUGCUAAUCUAAAAAGAGGCAGUCCAAGGAAAAAAAGCAUGCCAAGGGAAAACACGUUAUUUGGAGGUGACACGGAUGUUAAUGAGAAGCCAGUGGAACCCAUAAGAGUUCACUCCGAGAAAGAAUUACUUAGAGAAUUCGAAAAGGUUGCAUCUGCCCUUAAUCCAGAGAAGGACUGGUCUAUACGUAUUGCUGCUAUGCAAAGGAUCGAAGCCUUGGUAUACGGAGGUGCAAUUGAUUACCCAUCAUUUCUUAUACUCUUAAAGCAGCUAGUUCCUCCAUUGUCCUCGCAGCUAUCUGAUCGACGGUCCAGCAUAGUUAAACAGGCAUGUCAUCUACUUAAUGUACUAUCGAAGGAACUUCUUGGCGACUUUGAAGCAUGUGCUGAAAUAUUUAUUCCGGUACUUUUUAAGCUCAUUGUCAUAACUGUGUUCGUGAUUGCCGAAUCUGCAGACAACUGCAUAAAAACUAUCCUGCAGAACUGCAAGGUUUCACGUAUUCUUCCACUUAUAGCUGGCACGGCAAAGAAUGAUCGCAGUGCAGUCCUCCGUGCUAGGUGCUGCGAAUAUGCACUCCUAAUAUUGGAGUACUGGGCAGAUGCUCCAGAAAUACAACGUUCAGCUGAUUUGUAUCAAGACCUAAUAAAGUGCUGUGUUGCAGAUGCAAUGAGUGAGGUCCGUGCGACGGCAAGGGCUUGCUAUAGGAUGUUCACAAAAACAUGGCCCGAGCGUUCAGGCCGGCUUUUUAUGUCAUUUGAUCCUGCCAUACAGAGGAUAAUAAAUGAGGAAGAUGGGGUCAUGCACAAGCGGUAUUCUUCUCCAUCAUUGCAUGAGAGGGGUGUUCAACUUUCUCGUGCUUCAUCUCAUGCAGGUGGUACCCAUUUUGGAUAUGGUACUUCAGCUAUUGUUGCAAUUGAAAAGAGUGCCGCUAUUUCUUCUGAAUCAUCUCUGUCCUCUAGCGGUCUUCUAUUGUCACAGUCGAAGACAAUUGGUAGAAGUGCUGAAAGAAGCAUAGAAAGUGUGCUUAGUUCAAGCAAACAAAAAGUUUCAGCCAUUGAAAGUUUAUUGAAAAGUGUAAGCAUGUCAGACAGACACAAUUUGUCAGCUGUGCACUCAGCAAGCUUGGAUCUUGGAGUUGAUCAUCCAUCCUCUCGUGAUCCUCCUAUCCCACUUUCUGCACCUGCUUCAGAUUCAUCUUUUGCUGGCAUCACUAGCACAAUAAAUGGUGGUUCGUGUUUGGUGGACACAAUGACGCGGGUCAAAGAGCGAUCAAGGUCACCAUAUUUGCGUAAUCUAUCAUCCGAACCAAUAUCAGGCUUGUCACUUCCAUAUUUGAGAAUAUCUUCAGGGAGGUCUCAAGCUGGUAGAAUUAUGGAUGAGAAUAAUGAUACAUGGCCAACCAGGCGAUCACCAAAAAUGCAGAUGGACAAACACUACGUUGAUAUGCCCUAUAGGGAUGCCAGUUACAGAAAUUCACUUAACAAUCAUGUUCCACACUUCCAGAGGCCUCUUAGGAAACAAGUGGUAUCAAUGGCUUCUGCAAGUGGCAGGCACAGUUUUGAUGACGGUCACGUCCCAUCUAGUGACAUAUCUCUAUAUUCAGAUGGCCCAGCAUCUCUAAAUGAUGCACUCUCUAGGGGUCUUAGUCCAAGUUCAGACUGGGUAGCUAGAGUUGCAGCGUUUAACUUUGUUCAGACAUUGCUGCAACAAGGACAGAAAGGCAUUCAAGAGAUUACUCAGAACUUUGAAAAGGUCAUGAAGCUAUUUUUCCGUUACUUGGAUGAUACUCAUCACAAAGUUGCACAGGCAGCUUUCUCCACACUUGCAGAUAUUAUUCCAGCAUUCAAGAAGCCUUUUGAGAGCUAUGUUGAAAGAACUUUACCAUACGUCUUUUCUAGAUUUAUUGAUCCAAAGGAAUUGGUUCGACAACCAUGUUCGUCGACCUUGGAAAUUGUUGGCCAAACGUAUUCUAUCGACACAUUGCUACCUGCACUAGUACGUUCACUGGAUGAACAAAGGUCUCCAAAAGCAAAACUGGCUGUUCUUGAGUUUGCAAAUAAGUCAUUCAACAAUUACACAGUAAAUUCUGAAGGUUACAGUAACAGUGGCUUUCUUAAGCUCUGGCUUUCAAAACUAGCACCUUUAAUACAUGAAAAGAAUGCAAAGUUGAAGGAAACAUCCAUUUCUGGAAUCAUAUCAAUUUAUUCUUAUUUUGAUUCAGCAGCAGUCCUAAAUUUCAUUCUUAGUUUGUCGAUUGAAGAACAGAACAUUGUGAGGCGAGCUUUGAAGCAAUAUACUCCUCGUAUUGAGGUCGAUUUGGUAAACUACCUUCAGAGAAAGAAAGAACGUCCACGUCCCAAAUCUUUUGACCAAGUUGAUUCUGGAGCUUCUUCUGAAGAUGGUUAUGCUCUGACAUUGAAGAAAAGCUUUCCAUUUGGACGCUUUUCUGCUAGUUCACUUGACACUGAAGCAGGGAACAAGAUGAAUACAUUGCUUAACACCCCCAUUGGUCAAGCAACCUCUGAUGUCUGCAUUGAUCACGCUAAGCAAUGUUUGGAACAUACCUCUGAAGCUGAAGUUCUUAUGGCACAUAGGGAACUAAAGAACAAUGCCCGCUCAGUUGUAGGAACUGUGCAUUCAUGGACAGAUCAUCCUGAAAAAUCAGAUGCCACCAUGGAUGAUGAAAAUUCUACUGGUACUCCUCGCCAGGAUUUUGGCCAUCUUCUUCCAUCUGAUGGACGUAAUUCUGUUGUAGCAACUGCUGGGGAGCACACUCAAGAGGGAGAUCCAUUUGUUGACCCUAGUCCUGUGAAGACUAUUCCACAUGCCAGUAACGGCCCCAGCAUUCCACAACUUCUUCAUCAGAUAGGCAAUGAUGGUGAAGUUUCAAGCCUACACAAGCGGGAGGCAUUACAGCAGUUGGUUAUAGCUGCCACCAAUAACGAUAGCUCUAUAUGGACAAAGUAUUUCAAUCAGAUUUUAACAACUGUCCUUGAAGUGUUGGAUCAAUCUGAUUCUUCUGUGAGGGAGAUUUCUCUGUUGUUAGUUGCCGAGAUGAUCCACAAUCAGAAAGAUCCUAUGGAAGAAUCCAUUGAGAUUGUCCUUGAAAAGCUCCUGCAUGUGACCAAAGAUGAUGUUGCGAAGGUUUCAAACAAAGCACACAAAUGCUUAAAUGUUGUGUUGGCAGAAUACGAUCCUUUUAGAUGCCUUGCUGUUAUUGUGCCUUUGUUGGUUAGUGAUGAUGAAACGACACUUGUCGUAUGUAUCAACUGUUUGACAAAGCUUGUUGGGCGGCUCUCACAGGAGGAAUUGGUGACUCAACUGCCUUCAUUUUUACCAGUGCUCUUUGAUGCUUUCAGUAAUAAGAGUCCAGAUGUUCGCAAGGCUGUCGUAUUCUGUUUAGUGGAUAUCUACAUCAUGCUUGGGAAAGCAUUUGUACCAUAUCUGGAGGGGCUUAGUAGCACGCAGCUGCGCCUAGUAACAAUCUAUGCAAAUCGGAUAUCACAGGCAAGGUCUGGUGCACCAGUCGAUGCUAGCCAAUGAGUCAUGCUGUUUUGUGUACCAUAUGCAUAUUUGUUUGUAUGAGCUGGGUUUUGGGCUUCAUUCAUUUGUAUAUAGAACAGGCUAGAUGCCUCCAUGUAUUUAGCUUUUGGCUUUUCGUGUGAUAUGUGUUAUCCUUCUUUAUUUGUCCCCUGUAUGUGGGGAUUGUGUUUUGUGUUUCCAUGCACCAUUCGCAUUGUACAAGGAACAAAAAUGUAGCUUGAUGGAGCUUGUUUCCCCUCAUUUUCCUGUGGGGGUUGGUGUAUAGAUAAAUUGCUGACGAAAAAGGGUUGUGAAUAUUUAGCUGUUCGACUUUGUGAAGACAAUUGUAGCUUUCUACAUGUGACAUUGAUUAUUUUAUCCGUGUUGGUGAUUGAGAAA